GCAGACCGCCAUCCGAAUCGAUGGGUGGGCGAAACUGUGUACAAGCAGGGAGAGGAUGGCUGCGGGCGCGAGGUGCAGAUUAAAGGAGUAGUGAUGAGCUAUUGCCCCAUGUCGACCAAGUUUCUGCUGCUGUACUCGGACGGGUCCUCGGAGGCAGUCCCGAUCGAUGAGAUCGGAGACCACGUGCCGUUGCUGCGCCAGCUACCGGAUGCAAAGCGCAGAUUGAAGAAGCGAAAAGGUGAAGAGAGAACAGCUUGUCAAGAACAUUCACGCGCUACCGUAAAACGAGUCAAAGUUGUAAAGAAGGAAGCCACUAAAGCCACGGCCUUGGUCCCUCCCGUGUCUACGUACGCAUCUGCUGCUGCUCGUCCUGAUGUGGCUCCACUGGCCUCACGCUUCGUGCAGGAUAUGCUGUGGGCAUUGACGACGACCUACAACGUCAGUGAUGCGAAGCAGCAGGCGCUGUUGGCGACGCUGGAUAAUCGAUCGGAGCAGCCUAAAGCAGCACUUGCGAGAUACAUCGAAGAAGGUGGCCUGGACUUCAUGCACCAGACUCUUCGCAAUUGGGCG
This is a messenger RNA of Phytophthora sojae, 570 nucleotides long. RefSeq lists its product as hypothetical. The record is from RefSeq and is a predicted model, not a curated record. NCBI's taxonomy places the organism in Eukaryota, Oomycota, Peronosporomycetes, Peronosporales, Peronosporaceae. The transcript has 2 exons. The annotation marks the transcript as partial.